CAUGGUGUCCAUCUGCCAUACCCACCUUGCAUACCGAUAUGCGUAAAUUAUUUUCGCCCUCUGUGUGCCUAGGUACCAACGUUAUGACUUCUGUGUGCUCCGUGUCCAAGUCUUCUCCACUCACCCUUCUUUCAUUGCAGCGACUACCAAGAUAAAGUGUAGCGCUUAAAAUUUUCCUCCGGGUGCUAGCAUACUGGAAGCCGGUGAUAUUCUUUAACACUGCCAACUAUAAGGUAUCUACUGCUCCAUUUACGCCAGCAGACGGUAUUUUGUGCCGCAAGUGUACGUUCGUGAACUAGGAGCUGCGUUCAUUCAUCACUGCCGGAAUUGAACGCCGGUAGCGGAAGUUCAGCAGUGCAACGGAACUGCUUCUAACGACAUCGUCGUAAAACGUUACAACUAAACUGUGGCAUGACGGGGGAAAAAGAGAUGUUUAUGGCGUUCGGCGUUGUUGUUCACGAAGUUCUGUUAGGGCGACAAUCGCGAACAGCUCGCGCGGAGGACAGGUGAACGUACUCGUGAACUGGGUACGAGGAAAUAAUUUCGAACCGGCGAAAGUGCCACGAGUGAAGCUCAUUAGUGUGACGUUUAAGACCUGGUAUUACGCAACGCAUGCUUGGGUGAGCCGAAAAGUAUUUUAAGCGCGGCUCCCUCUUCUCUUUUAUCGUUAUGGCUUUCUACUUCUUUUUUUUUAUCUAAGCAUGAGAAUGUCAUUCCUGGUUGCCGGGCCUUAAACUUAUCUCUCCAAAAAAGGAAACUUUUUUUCGGCACCCUGGUAGUAGCUAGAGUUCUCUUCAACAUCUGAGAGGCCGGACUGGUUGCGUUUAUUGAGAUCCGCUUGACUUUCGUGACCACAACAAGAAUGCUCGAGGUAAUGAGUUGAGGUUGAGCAUCGUAGGGGGGGUAUAGAAGUUGAUUUAGGGAUAUUUGCUUUUACAAAUUACGUUUAUGGGCGAGAUCACUCUCAGGGAAGUAGAUUCGGAGAUAUAUACUGUACAUGUGCUGUUGCGCAGGGAACAAGGUUAAUAUAAGAGGUAGUAAAAAUAUUGCGGGCGACACACUGCGUACCCUCCGCAAGCGUAGGAGUUUUUCCACGUUCGUCGAAGGACAAACACGGAAACAAUGGAAGCACCAGCUGCUAGAACACUUUUCUGUGCGUCCACCUGAAGGCCCCGUAGUGGGUGUGAAAAAUGCUAACGUUGAGCGUGGUGGAGUUCGAAGUGACUGCAGUGACUGAAAUCACCGUGCAACAACAGAGUUCUUCGUCGGGUGCUUCGUCGCGUGUGCUGUCGCGAACUCAGUCCCAGGACGACAGUGGGUUCGAACCCAGGGCCACAUCGCCACCGCCGACGGCCGAUAACCCCAGUGGAUGCUCCGGUGUAGAAUUGGACGAGCAUGAAAGAGCAAUCCAAUCCCUGGAUACAUUGAGCGACCAGAUUGUGCAGCUAAGCGUUCGGAGUCCUCUGGGCUGCCUCUCGGGGUGUCCUCCGGCCAACAGCAGCAGCCAUGAGGCCCUGCACUCCUCCAUGGCGCUGAUGCGCCGACUUCUCGUCGAUGCUCAAAACAAGUUUCGCAAUAUGAUGGACGAUAAUAAAGCCCUUGCUUCGCGGAUUGACACUGACCUACACCAGGCGCAUCAGGAGGUGUCUCAAUUGAGGGCUGAACUGCAAGACACCAACAGCCGAAUCGCGGACAUGGCUGCUGCCGUAGUGUCUCCUCAGAGCUCUUCGAGCUUCUCUACCGCUUCAGAAGAGACUCCUCGGUCGCCAACUGCGUCACCUGUCAGGUCUUCCGAGCAGCCAUGUGCUCAGUGCAACAAUCCCACGGUAAGCGCUACACCGGUUUGUGAAGAGGACCGGACCAAAGGUGUUACCCCGGCGGAAGAAAAGAGUAAGGACGUCGACUGUCAAGACAUGGACCAAAAUCUGUCUUGGGCAGCUGUGCAAGAUAAAUUCUGUCAACUUCAAGAGGACAACCAGCAGCUUGUUCAGCACAAUCAUAAUCUACAGAAGGAGCUAGAUGAGCUGAGGAAAGCUCAGCAAGAAUCUGGAGUACGUGCUGAGGAAGAAACUAGAAGAGUGCAAACAGAGCUAGCCAACGCCAAAGAAGCACUAGCAGCCUUGAAGCAGGAUCGGAAGCGACUGAAGGCGGAAAAAUUUGACCUGCUGAACCAAAUGAAACAACUCUACGGUACACUUGAAGAUAAAGAAAAAGAACUCAGGGACUUUAUCAGAAACUACGAACAGCGUAUGCACGACAGUGAUCAUAACUUCAAACAGUUGGUGAAGGAGCGGGAGGAAUGCGAACGCGAGAAGUGGAACAUUCUGAAGCACGCCAGAGACGAAGCCGAGCGUUCUGUCCAGCUACGGAUGCAGUUGGGGCUAAAGGAUUCUCACAUCAAGCAGCUCCAAGAGCACCUGCAGCAGGCCCAGGAGAAGUUGGGGUACCUCUCAGAUGUAGAGAGCCGUACCUCAAUGAUCAGGGGGUCGAACGGGCUCCAUCCAGCGGGGUACCACUGCGGAGGAUACCGCAGUCCUGCCCACAAUGGCCAUGGUACCGACCAAGAUUCCUGCUGUGGACCGCCGGUCCCUCCGCACUUUGGAGGCUCGGGUGCGCCGGUGAUCACGGUCGACUAUGAUUCUAGCCCUAGCCACAACGCGUCCGGAAGCCCGUUACAGAACUAUAAGAAGUGUUCAGCAUUGCCGGGCCUGUCAAGGUCGGCGGAAGAGAUUUACCAAAGCAGCGGCUCCUCUGACACCAGCACGGCUCCAAACACAACCACUGCUUCCAGAGGAACACCAGCCAAACAGAAAAAGAGGCGGGAAGGCAAGAGUCCGUGGGGGUCCAUAUCCAGGGUAUUUCUCAGGAACAGGCACAGGAAGUCCUUGGAUCCAAAUGCAUACGAACAAUUUUCGCAUAUGCAAGGACAAGACCAAUCUCAGCAGGGUGUUGCUCAGCAGUGUUCGUGGUCGCCGCAGGGAAGUUUAUGUGCCAGCCCCGUUGCAGAGGAUGCAGACAAGCUUAGGUUACUGGAAGAAGCACAAGGCACCCCCAUGGAAAGGUGGAAGGCGCCAACCGUGUUGGCCUGGCUCGAAGUUGUUCUCGCAAUGCCACAAUACGGGGCCAUGUGCAUGGAGAACAUUAAAAGCGGAAAGAUACUGUUGGAGCUGUCGGAUGCUGAGCUAGAAGCUGGUCUCGGUAUCACGAACGUUAUGCACAGGCGGAAACUGCGCCUUGCUAUUGAGGAGCACAGAGAGCCUUCGGUUUGCCCUUACCCAAAAAUGUGCCUGGUAACGCAUACAUGGGUUGCUGGGGAAUGGUUGACCAGCCUAGGACUGCCUAUUUACCGGGAGCAGUUCGCUGCACAGCUCGUUGACGGUCGUGUCCUGGACACUCUGUCUCGCAAGGACCUGGAGCGCCACCUAGGAGUUGUACGAAGGGCACACCAGGUGUCUUUGCUGCACGGAGUUCAACUCCUUCGGGCACUGCGUUUCGACAGACAGGCUCUGGCUCAACGGCGAUCUCUCUGCGAGCACAUUGAUGUUGACCCACUAGUGUGGACGAAUCAGCGCUUUGCCAAGUGGGCACACUCCAUCGAUCUCGGGGAGUAUGCCGAUAACUUGCGUGAGAGCGGAGUCCACGGGGCACUGGUUGUGCUCGAGCCUUCAUUCACGGCAGACACUAUGGCUGCCGCGUUGGGAAUCCCCGUGUCCAAGAGCAUUAUUCGUCGGCACCUGGCAACAGAGCUAGAGAAUCUCGUACAACCAGCGAGGAUGUCUUUGGAGGCGGAAGCCGUUGUCCAGCACAAAAGGGGAAGCAUCAACGAGCGAAAGCUUAUAACUGCGACUGGAUCUCUGGGACGCAGUUUUAUGCGAUCGGGACGUGCCCAUUCAACCGACCGGCAGUCAGACAAGAGGAGGUCUAGUAUACGUGGAUCCAUCAGCCGAGCAUUGGGGAUGUCAUCGUCAUUGAAGACCGUUCGCACCUCAACUCAGCGCGAAGAUGUAUUUUUAGUUGGCAAGCCUCCACCGAGCCCGCGCUCGUCGACUCCACAGCCUCCUCAUAAGCCUCCUCAGCAACACAGACGAGUGUUUUCCUACGGAGCCAUCGAGACCAUCACCGUGACUCCGGUGUGAAACCAUCGUGGCUCGCGACACACAGUGAGGACAAUAUACCACGUGACUGUGAAACGAAACCGUUGUGUACAUAUUAUCGUAUAACAGUAGCAGUAGGAGUUUGUUGGCUACAAGCGAGGGGACAAGUGACAUGCACUGCCUUUUUUUGUUGCGUGCGUUCUGUAAUAUAUGGGGCAUGUGCCAUUUUCA
Molecule: messenger RNA, 4325 nt
Organism: Ornithodoros turicata
Lineage: Eukaryota; Metazoa; Arthropoda; Arachnida; Ixodida; Argasidae
Gene: Liprin-gamma
Product: kazrin-like
Exons: 15
Coding region: 1191-4136 (981 amino acids)
Molecular function (GO): protein binding
Source: RefSeq, a predicted model, not a curated record